AUGGCAAAAGCCACUUGGUCCUCCCGAGGGGUACCAAAGGUCCUCCCGAGGGGUACCAAAGGUCCUCCCGAGGGGUACCAAAGGUCCUCCCGAGGGGCACCAAAGGUCCUCCCGAGGGGUACCAAAGGUCCUCCCGAGGGGUACCAAAGGUCCUCCCGAGGGGUACCAAAGGUCCUCCCGGGGGGUACCAAAGGUCCUCCCGAGGGGUACCAAGGGUCCUCCCGAGGGGCACCAAAGGUCCUCCCGAGGGGUACCAAAGGUCCUCCCGAGGGGUACCAAAGGUCCUCCCGAGGGGGUACCAAAGGUCCUCCCGAGGGGUACCAAAGGUCCUCCCGAGGGGCACCAAAGGUCCUCCCGAGGGGUACCAAAGGUCCUCCCGAGGGGGUACCAAAGGUCCUCCCGAGGGGGUACCAAAGGUCCUCCCGAGGGGCACCAAAGGUCCUCCCGAGGGGUACCAAAGGUCCUCCUGAGGGGUACCAAAGGUCCUCCCGAGGGGUACCAAAGGUCCUCCCGAGGGGCACCAAAGGUCCUCCCGAGGGGUACCAAAGGUUCUCCCGAGGGGUACCAAAGGUUCUCCCGAGGGGUACCAAAGAUUCUCCCGAGGGGUACCAAAGGUCCUCCCGAGGGGUACCAAAGGUUCUCCCGAGGGGUACCAAAGGUCCUCCCGAGAGGUACCAAAGGUCCUCCCAAGGGGUACCAAAGGCCCUCGACGAAGGGUACCUUUCCUAA
This is a messenger RNA of Procambarus clarkii (red swamp crayfish), 729 nucleotides long. Its product is annotated as basic salivary proline-rich protein 4-like. NCBI's taxonomy places the organism in Eukaryota, Metazoa, Arthropoda, Malacostraca, Decapoda, Cambaridae. The record is from RefSeq and is a predicted model, not a curated record.